Papaver somniferum (opium poppy) is the source of this 3223-nucleotide messenger RNA. RefSeq names its product protein argonaute 1-like. The record is from RefSeq and is a predicted model, not a curated record. The transcript is spliced from 9 exons. Lineage: Eukaryota; Viridiplantae; Streptophyta; Magnoliopsida; Ranunculales; Papaveraceae. Bases 1667 to 2131 code for a protein of 154 amino acids.
UCUCUCGUUUCUCAUCUUCUCCUCCCUCAGAAAAAAAACCCAAGUCAAUUCACUGAUUUCCCAAAUCCCUGAUUCUCUUUUUGAUUUCAUACUGAAUCCUCACAAACCCUAGCUUUAGUUCAAGUGGAAACCCUUAAUUUCAUCACUGAUUUUUGUAUCUUCACAAAGACAGCAACAAGUUUCUUCCCAUUAAACUCCUACAAAAGAAUCCCUCCCAUAAACAUAGAAUCUCCGUCAAAUCUUCAGGGCAUGUUCUUCAGUUAAUUUUGAUUACCCAGUCAAAUCGUUAAACCGAUUUCGAAUCUGACUUCAGAUUAAUUCUCUGUAUGUUGUAUUCUGAAUUAACCAUAAAAUGUUUUCGUAUUCAAAAUCCUUUAAAAAUUACAAUUUCCUAUCUUAUGGAGGAAGUCAGAGUAUAUCGGAUUUUUGUCAGAAAUGAUCGGAGGAUAGAAACUGAUUUGUUAAUUGGGUUUGAUGGAAGGAUUCGGAUGUUUGGGAAUCUAUCUGCAGCUGGAAUAUGCUUUUCUCAGAUGACAAUUGGGUUCCAUUUCAAAUGGAGUCUAGAUUCUUAACGAGGUUGUUUGAAAGAGGGUAAGAAAAUGAACAAGAAGGAACUUGUGGUGAUUGUACUGGAUGAACUGUUGGUCUGGUAUUUCUGAAAGUUAUGUGCUGAACAGGUAAAAGAAAUAUUGGUGAAAGUUAUGUGCUGGUAAUGAAUUUGAGACGAAUUACAGAGAUAGAGUUUGCUAGCCUAGGGUUCAGUCAAGGUCAAAUGGAACUCUGGCGGUGCUAGAAUGGAGUUGUUGGUGGAUGAUUGCAGGUGUCUGUAAUCUGUUAAAGUUGAGGAUUUUCAAGCUCCCAUAAUUCUGACUUGGAAGUCUGCUCGAUAGGCCUCAAUUUCUGUACAAAAAUUUGUGAUUUUGCUAGUUUCAGUUUCUGUACAGUUUUUCUGAAUUUGUGUUGGUUGUCUCAAUUCUUUCACCGUUUUUCCUUUUUUCUCUUCUUUUUCUUGUAUGUUGAGCUGAAGUGAUUUUGAUUGAGAAACAUCCAUAUUUUGAGCUUGCAGGCUUCUCUAGAAGUGGAGAUUGUUGCAUAUGGAGGUAUUGCACGCUGGAAAUACAAACAAAAAUGCCUUCAAGGUACUUAUUAUUGUAGAGUACUCUGGGAUCAUCGGAGUUACAUGUUCUUCUGGUUCUGAAUCAAAUCACGUACUCGUAUUCUAAGUUUCUAACUUCUCAAAAUACAGGAGUAGGAGCAGAACUUUAUUUACUUUGAAUAGCUAAGCAGUUGUAGGCUUGAAUAGUAGGCAGUCCUCUUGCCGAUAGUUAUAUCUGAAUUCUUAAGUUCUUUAACCUGUGCUCCUUGGGGUUAUACAAAUUAUGUUUUGUUAAAGUCAAGCUGACUGGUCACUUUCUCUUCACACGGGCGUCUGCUUCUUUGGAGCCAAACUACCAGCCACUUGUUACAUUUGUUGUGGUUCAAAAAAGUCAUCACACAAGGUUGUUUGCAAAUAACCAUAAGGAUCGUCAAACAAUUGACAGGAGUGGAAAACAUAUUACCAGGGCACAAGUCGUCCUGCUCACUAUCACGUGUUAUGGGAUGAGAACAAGUUUACUGCCGAUGGGCUCCAGUCCCUCACAAAUAAUCUCUGCUACACCUAUGCGAGAUGCACUCGAUCCGUUUCAAUUGUCCCACUGGCCUAUUAUGCCCAUAUGCUGCGUUCCGUGCUCGUUUUUACAUGGAACCUGAGACAUCUGAUAGUGGAUCCAUGGCAAGUGGUGCUGCCGGUCGUGGUGGUGGAGCUGUUGCCCGCGGUGGUCCUAGGGCUCCUGGUGCGGGUGCUGGUGCAGCUGUUAGACCCCUCCCUGCUUUGAAGGAGAAUAUGAAGAAGGCUCAUAUUGAUCAAUGGAUUGAUUUUUCUGCCAUGGAGGUUGAUGCUAAUAUCUUGCGCUGGUUUAUCCCAAGAAUUAGGUUUGCUCCAUACGUCCAAAUAAAGGUUGCCUUCAGGACAAAGGUAUUCCACCCUAAUAUUAACAGCAGUGGGAGCAUCUGUCUUGAUAUCUUGAUGAGGCAGACAAGAUGUUGGACAUGGAUUCUGAGCCACAGAUUCGGAAAAUUGUUAAUGAGAUAGGAUUAUUGCGCGUAGUUUUCCAUUUUCAGGAUCCAUUAAUUCUUUGUUCGUUGAUGUUUUAAAUUCCUGCAUGCUUUUGUGUUUUCGAACUAUGAUUUGUUAUGAACUAUUUUUUGUUUCCAGAUUUUGGGUUCUUUGAUGAUACAUAGAAACCUAAUUCAGGGUAGUAUUUGAUCCAUUCAUCUUUAGCUUUUUUACUCUAGUUACUGCAUUUGAAUGAAAUUUCUGCUUAUUAUAUUACUGUAGUUUUGUUUUGUUGUCUUUUCUUCAUUUUCUUCAUAGUAGCUACAUAAGCUUGAAUUUUGAUUAAGUUGCUUGUUUUUACAACUUGUAUGCAGAAAGAGAUGAACUAGAUCAGUGAGCAGGUUCGCCGAGGAGAAGUCAACUACACACCUGAGGAAAUAUAUGCAAUGGUUGUUGAUCCACGUCGUAUAGGGGCGAAGCGUGCUCGUAAGUCAAAAGUUGCUGCCCGUUUCAGUUUAUAUGAGAAAAAUGAAGCACGGAUGGUUGCUCUCCAAGAACAGUUGGACUCUGAAAAGAAGAAAGUUGCGAAACAAGACAAAGAAAUCUCAAAGCUUCAAAAGAUGGAGCGUAAUCUCAGAGAGUACCUGGAUGAUGUUUUGCAGAAGCUUGGUUGUCAACCUGUGCCAGAUUAUUCAGAAGAUGAGUCCCAAGAUGAAGGUGAACAUGAAGUUGAUGAUCGAUUUACUUGGGAUGAUGUGCAAGAAGACGAGAACAACUAUGCUGGGGACGAUGAUGACUUGCAAGAAGAUGAGAACAACUAUGUUGGGGACGAUGAUGAUUUGCAAGAAGAUGAGAACAACUAUGUUGGGGACAAUGAUGAUUUGCCAGUAAAUGGAUGUGCCGAUGAUAAUCAAGAGAAUGAAUUGUCUGGGGAGGAUGAAUAGACUGAAUGUUGAAUGUGCAGUUUUAUUUUGGUGAACAUACAGGUCCAUUACCUUCACUGGCUCUUUUUGUUAUUUUUUUGUUUGGACCUAUAUGCUUGGGUUGGGAUACUGAAAUACAUACAACGUCUAAUUAAAGAAUGGUUUUUAUAAUUGGAAGUGGAUAAUUAUAAUUAUAAAAUCUUAA